CUUCCGGUCGCUCAUUUCGUCAAUGGGAGGCGCCGUGCGCGUCCCGGGGGCUUCUGGGUAGCGGUUUACCCCCGCCCACUGCAUCAGCGUCUUCCUUUCGCUGCCGGACGCCGACGAGGUCGCACGCGUGAGGCCUGUCCGCAGCUGCCAACAUGCGCUACGUCGCCUCUUACCUGCUUGCCGCCCUUGGGGGCAACUCCUCUCCCAGCGCCAAAGACAUUAAGAAGAUACUAGAAAGCGUGGGCAUUGAGGCGGACGAUGACCGACUCAACAAGGUAAUCAGUGAGCUGAAUGGAAAAAACAUUGAGGAUGUCAUCGCCCAGGGUGUUGGCAAACUUGCUAGUAUGCCUGCUGGUGGAGCUGUGGCUGUUUCUGCUGCCCCUGGCUCUGCAGCUCCUGCUGCUAGUUCUGCCCCUGCUGCAGAGGAGAAGAAAGACGAGAAGAAGGAAGAGUCCGAAGAGUCAGAUGAUGACAUGGGAUUUGGCUUGUUUGAUUAAAUUCCUGCUCCCCUGCAAAUAAAGCCUUUUUAUGUAUCUUGA
Messenger RNA from Mesocricetus auratus (golden hamster), 539 nucleotides. RefSeq names its product ribosomal protein lateral stalk subunit P2 (gene Rplp2). The transcript has 5 exons. Lineage: Eukaryota; Metazoa; Chordata; Mammalia; Rodentia; Cricetidae. Gene Ontology annotation, cellular component: cytosolic large ribosomal subunit; ribosome. The coding region runs from base 153 to 497 and encodes 114 amino acids. Gene Ontology annotation, biological process: cytoplasmic translational elongation. Gene Ontology annotation, molecular function: structural constituent of ribosome. The record is from RefSeq and is a predicted model, not a curated record.